AUGGACAUAACCCUUUUCACAGCCAAAGAAGCCCCCACAAUCUUUUUCAGCCAAAGCCAUGAUCAUCGUCAUCGUCAUCGUCUUCAUCGUGUUCGGUUCCCCAAUUUAGCCAUGCAAAGCUCCACCAGCCAGUCGUCGGAGUACUCACUCGACCACUCUCCGCCCGCCGCUGCUGGAAAAUGGUCCUCCACCCUUCUCAACGAGUGUGCUCGAGCUAUCUCCGACAAAGACUCCAACAAAAUCCACCAUCUUCUUUGGAUGUUGAACGAGCUCGCCUCCCCGUACGGCGACUCCGAUCAGAAAUUGGCUUAUUACUUCUUGCAAGCUCUCUUUUGCAGAGCUACCGAAACCGGCCUCACUUGCUACAAAACCCUCGUCACCGUUUCCGAGAAGAAUUACUCCUUCGACUCCGCUCUCAAGCUCAUCCUCAAGUUUCAAGAGGUAAGUCCGUGGAUGACAUUCGGGCACGUGGCAUCGAACGGAGCAAUUCUCGAAGCUCUCGAGCGAGAAACGAAGCUACAUAUCAUCGACAUAAGCGACACCCUUUGCACCCAAUGGCCAACACUAUUAGAAUCGCUAGCUACACGCAAUGAUGACACUCCACAUCUCAAGCUCACGGUGGUAUCAACAACAACAAAGGUGAAGUCUUUAAUGAAGGAAAUAGGGCAAAGAAUGGAGAAAUUCGCAAGGCUAAUGGGAGUCCCUUUCGAGUUCAAUCCCAUAACGAAUCUUAACCAAUUAAGCGACCUCGAGAACGAAGCUCUCAAAGUAGAAGAAGACGAAGCCAUCGCUAUAAAUUGCAAUGGAGCUUUAAGAACGGUAAAAAUCGAGGAGAGAAACGCUGUGAUUUCAAUGUUGAAAUCGUUAAAGCCUCGAGUUUUGACAAUUGUUGAAGAAGAAGCUGAUUUCAUAAGCUCGAAAAAUAAGUUUUUGAGCUGUUUCGAUGAGUGUCUUAGAUUUUACACGCUCUACUUCGAGAUGUUGGAAGAGAGCUUUGAAGCAACGAGUAAUGAGAAAUUGGGUUUAGAAAGAGAGUGUUCGAGAAAUAUUGUGAGGCUCUUGGGGUGUGGUAAUGAAACCGAACUCGAACGAGAGUUAACGAGCGAGAGAAGAGAAAAGGGAAAGCAAUGGAGCGAAAGGCUUGAAGAACGAGGUUUUUCAUCGGCUCGAUUUUGUGACGAUGUGAUGGACGACGUUAAGGCUUUGCUCAAAAGGUAUAAACCCGGUUGGGCGUUGAUGCAUCGGACCGGUGCUAUCGACACGAACCGAGAUGAAGAAGAAGGUGGUGAUGAUUCGAGUGGAAUUUAUUUGACAUGGAAGGAAGAACCAGUGGUGUGGAUUUCAGCAUGGAAACCCUAG
Messenger RNA from Cucurbita pepo subsp. pepo (vegetable marrow), 1359 nucleotides. RefSeq names its product protein SHORT-ROOT-like. NCBI's taxonomy places the organism in Eukaryota, Viridiplantae, Streptophyta, Magnoliopsida, Cucurbitales, Cucurbitaceae. The record is from RefSeq and is a predicted model, not a curated record.